AUGGCCUUGCCCACUACCUUCUUGCCCAGUUCCUCCAUCUCAUUUAGUUUUAGAAAGCACUGCGAACCAGGAGGGCCUCUUUCCUUCCACAGGAUUGGUUACUAUCACACCAACCUCCGAUGCUUGGCCACCCAACGGACGCUUUCCCUCCCUCCCUCCUCUCUCAGAAACUCCACCAAUUACCAGCCUACCUUCUGGACUUAUGACUUCCUCCAAUCCUUGAACAAUGGUUACACGGAUGAGAAGUACGAGACCAGAGCAAGGAAGCUGCUGGAGGAUGUGAGGAGGAUGAUCGUGAAUCCCAAUACUGAGCCAUUGCCAAAGCUCGAGCUCAUUGACGAUGUCCAGCGCUUAGGCCUCGGCUACCGCUUUCACAAUGAGAUCAAACACGCUCUUGAUUGUUAUGUCUCCUGGGAACAAAGCCGUCCUCAAACAAAACAGCACACAAGCCUUCAUGAAGCUGCCUUAAGCUUCAGACUCCUCAGAGACCAUGGCUAUGACGUCUCACCAGACAUAUUUGAGAGUUUCAAGGACCAAAACGGUAAUUUUAAGGCAUGGCUCAGCAGAGAUGUGCGAGGGAUGUUGAGUCUGCACGAGGCAACAUUUCUGGGAUACCAAGGAGAGGACAUUCUGGAGGAGGCCAAGGCCUUCACCACCAUCCAUCUCAGGGACAUGAAGCAACAUAUAAGCAACGAUCAUCUGUUGCAACAAGCGAUCAGUCACGCGCUGGACCUUCCAUUACAUCGCAGAACGGGAAGGUUAGAGGCGAGAUGGUACAUAGAAGCAUAUGGUAAGAGGAAAAACGCAGACACGGUCCUUCUCGAAGCUGCUGUACUGGAUUUUAACAUAGUACAGUCAACAUUUCAAAGGGAUCUGCAGGAAAUGUCAAGGUGGUGGAAGGCGAUGGGACUGGCAUCAAGGUUGAGCUUCAGCAGGGACAGGCUAAUGGAGUGCUUCUUCUGGGCCGUGGGAAUGGAGUCCGAACCUCAACACAGUGAGCUCCGAAAAGCACUAACCAAAGUCACUUGUUUCAUUACCAUAAUCGACGACGUCUAUGAUGUUUAUGGCACUCUGGAUGAACUCGAGCUGUUUACCGCCGCGGUUGAAAGGUGGGAUAUCAACGCGAUACAAGAUCUGCCGGAGUACAUGAAAGUGUGUUUCCUGGCUCUCUACAACACUGUCAAUGAAAUGGCUUACGAGGCACUGAAAGGGCAAGGCCACAAUAUCCUACCCUACCUCACCAAAGCAUGGGCAGACAUGUUGAAAUCAUGGCUUCAAGAAGCCAGGUGGUCUCAUGACAAACACAUACCCUCAUUCGACAGCUACUUCAGGAACGCCUGGGUAUCAGUUUCAGGAGUAGUAAUCCUCUUCCAUGCUUAUUUCUUUCUCAACCACAAUUUCUCAAAGGAGUCACUUCAAUCGUUGGGCCCUCACCAUCCCCUCUUGCGUUGUCCUUCCGUUAUUUUCCGUCUCUGCAACGAUUUGGGCACAUCGAAGGCGGAGUUAGAGAGAGGUGAAUCAAUAAGUUCGAUACUAUGUCACAUGCACCAGAGUGGGGCCACUGAGGAGAAUAGCCAAAAAUACGUGCGCAGAUUGGUGGAUGAGACGUGGAAGGAGAUGAACAAAGGAAGAGGAAUAGAGACCACAUUUUCAAAAGCUUUUGUAGAAACUGCCAUGAACCUUGCAAGAAUUUCCCACUGCACCUACCAGUAUGGUGAUGGCCAUGGAGCUCCAGAUGCUACGUCCAGGAACCGGAUUCGAUCGCUAAUUGUCGAGCCCAUUCAACUAAGAGGCUGAUAAAUGCCUCGGAGUUAAUAGACUUGCAAUUA
Messenger RNA from Neltuma alba, 1829 nucleotides. RefSeq names its product tricyclene synthase TPS4, chloroplastic-like. Gene Ontology annotation, biological process: diterpenoid biosynthetic process. NCBI's taxonomy places the organism in Eukaryota, Viridiplantae, Streptophyta, Magnoliopsida, Fabales, Fabaceae. Gene Ontology annotation, molecular function: magnesium ion binding; terpene synthase activity. The record is from RefSeq and is a predicted model, not a curated record. The transcript has 7 exons. Bases 1 to 1797 code for a protein of 598 amino acids.